AUGUCAUCCUCAUCCUCACAAACCGCCUCACAAACCGCCUUACAACCCCAAUCCCAACUCCAACCCAAUCCCACCUCAUUGCAGCACCAGAAACCCAAACCUUACAAAUCUAAAUUUAUCGAACACCUAGAAGAUCACGCUACGCCUACGCCAAUUCCAGGAAAGUUUUCUGCUGUACCAGUACCAGUACCGGUCCCUACGCAAAGUGAUUCUGGAUCUUCGGGUAAUAAAGGACUAAGUACUCGAGUGGUUCGCUUGGUGGAUACAAGGGAUGUGAGAAAUAUAGCAAUUUACUGA
This is a messenger RNA of Sclerotinia borealis F-4128, 297 nucleotides long. The record is from the annotation of a GenBank genome assembly. NCBI's taxonomy places the organism in Eukaryota, Fungi, Ascomycota, Leotiomycetes, Helotiales, Sclerotiniaceae.